Vanderwaltozyma polyspora DSM 70294 is the source of this 1041-nucleotide messenger RNA. It is a transcript of the gene FBP1, whose product is annotated as fructose 1,6-bisphosphate 1-phosphatase. Gene Ontology annotation, biological process: fructose 6-phosphate metabolic process; fructose 1,6-bisphosphate metabolic process; sucrose biosynthetic process. Gene Ontology annotation, cellular component: cytoplasm; cytosol. Lineage: Eukaryota; Fungi; Ascomycota; Saccharomycetes; Saccharomycetales; Saccharomycetaceae. The record is from RefSeq and is a predicted model, not a curated record. Gene Ontology annotation, molecular function: fructose 1,6-bisphosphate 1-phosphatase activity. The coding region runs from base 1 to 1041 and encodes 346 amino acids. The transcript has a single exon.
AUGGCCACUCCAAUGGAAAUGCAACGUAUGUCAGAGGCUAACUUCGAAACCGAUUUAAUCACUUUGCCAAGAUUCUUGCUAGACAACUUAAAGGAUAUCAAGUGUGCCACCGGUGAAUUCACAUUACUAUUAAAUGCUUUACAGUUUGCCUUCAAAUUCAUUUCUCAAACCAUUAGAAAGGCUGAAUUGAUUAAUUUGGUUGGUUUGGCUGGUCAUGCCAACUCCACUGGUGAUGAACAAAAGAAAUUGGAUGUCUUAGGUGAUGAAAUCUUUAUAAACACCAUGAAAGGUAGUGGUAACGUCAAGGUCUUGGUCUCUGAAGAACAAGAUGAUCUAAUUGUAUUCAAGAGUGAAGGUGGUAAUUACGCAGUCUGUUGUGAUCCAAUUGAUGGUUCUUCAAACUUGGACGCUGGUGUCUCUGUUGGUACCAUCGUUUCCAUUUUUAGAUUAUUGCCAGGUUCCACCGGUUCUAUCAAGGAUGUCUUGAGAUCAGGUAAUGAAAUGGUUGCCGCUUGUUACGCUAUGUACGGUGCUUCCACUCAUUUGAUGUUGACCACUGGUAACGGUGUCAAUGGUUUCACUUUGGAUACUAACUUGGGUGAAUUCAUUUUGACUCAAAAGAAUUUGGUAUUACCACCAAGCAGAGAAAUCUAUUCCAUCAAUGAAGGUAACACUAAAUACUGGGAUGACUCCAUUAAACAAUAUAUCAAUAAAUUGAAAGGUGAAGAUGAUGUAAACGCAAAGCCUUACUCUGCCCGUUACAUUGGUUCUAUGGUUGCUGAUAUGCACAGAACUUUCUUAUAUGGUGGUUUAUUUGCCUACCCAGCUGACUCAUACAAGAGUCCAAAUGGUAAAUUAAGAUUGUUAUACGAAGCCUUCCCAAUGGCUUUCUUGGUUGAACAAGCAGGUGGUAAAGCUGUUAACGAUAAGGGUGAGAGAAUCAUGGACCUAACUCCAACUCAUAUUCAUGAUAAAUCUUCUAUUUGGUUAGGUUCCAAAGAAGAAGUUGACAAAUAUUUGAAACACAUUGGUAAAAAAUAA